Molecule: messenger RNA, 237 nt
Organism: Paramecium octaurelia
Lineage: Eukaryota; Ciliophora; Oligohymenophorea; Peniculida; Parameciidae
Source: the annotation of a GenBank genome assembly
AUGAUUUCAAACAAAAUGGAGUCUAAUGGAGAAAAAGGAAGGGUUCAAGUGUCAGAAGAAACCAAACAAUUAUUAGAAGUCCAAUAUCCUGGAGCAUUUAGUUUUAUUCAUAACAAAUUAAUAGAAUUCAAAUCGAUUAAUAGACAAACAAAUGGUUAUUUUGUUGAACCACAAAAAAAUGAUUCUGGAUUUGAUGAUUCAAAUCAACCUAGCGAAAGAGAAUCUUUUAAAAUAUGA